UGAAAUUGCUGAAUUCCAUUUCAAAACAAGGCGGCCAUUUCAACUUGCGGAUAGUGUGCCUGUAAACACAUUUUCAACGAUGGAUGCCAAUAAAUUAGAGAAAAUGAAGUAUAAUGAACUUCAAAAAUUGGCUAAGGAAAAUGGAAUCAAAGCCAACAUGAAAUUAGAUAAAUUAAGGAAAGCUUUAUCAGAUCAUUUCAAGACAAAGACAGAGAAUGUGGAAAAGCCCCAGUUAGAAAAUACUGCCACACCAAAAUCUACAGUAGGGAAGACCCCAAAGACUCCAACCACAACCAAGACCCCUACCACAGCGAGGACCCCUAAUGUUGUGAAGACACCUAAUGUUGUGAAGACACCUAAUGCUGUGAAGGUUGUCCCUGCAGGUAGAAAACUGAAAGAUGUGAAGACUUCUACAACUAUGAGUUCACCAAAACCUGCUCCAAAAGCCUCUGAAGCCAAAAAAAUUCAGUCCAACACCACAUCCUCUAAGUCAGGGUUUCACCAGAAAAGAUCAAUACCAGAAGAGCCAACUCCAGAGCCACCAACAAAGAGGAGAAGGUCUACUUUUGAGAAAGUCCCCACUCCUGAGUUACACUCUGACAAGGCCCCCGAGGUAGAACACACCAGAAGGAGUACAUACAUUGUCAAGACACCGCGGUCAGAGAAAAAGACAGUCAAAGAAAUGAAGACACCAAAAGAGACUGAGACUAAAACCCAGAUUCCCAGAUUUGCAGCUUUUCUUGCCAAGAGGAAACAAGAAGCAGAAAAAGACUCCAAGCCAGUGACCCCAGGGAAAAAUAAAGACUGGAAGAAAAUUCAUGAAAGAAAUUUUGAGAAGAUGGAAUCCAUAGAUGACUACCUUGAAAAGAAAAGAAAAAGAAAUGAAAACUAUGCCGAUUCUGUGAAGAAGACUAAACAGAUCCUGAAUGACACAUUAGCUAUGGUGAAUAAACUGAAGAGCUACAAAACCCCAACAGCAACUGUGGAUGAAAAGAAAAAGAAAUUUAUCACCAAAACACCCAAUGCAGAACCCUUUAAGCCAAGUGUCCUUUCAACCAAGGAGAUGAACCUGAACUUCUCAGAAAGUAGGAAGUCACCCAGAACAAGUUCAGCUACCAAGUCGUUCAAACCCACAGUAUUCUCCACAAAGAACAUGAACCUGAACUUUUCAUCUCCCACUCCCUCCAGGAAGUCUGCUUCUUCAGCAUUUAACAAAUCAAAGACUACACCAUUCAAAUUCAAUGCCUCACUUAACAACACUUUAAAUGGUUCCAUGUCAGCCAAGAGACCGACCUUUGAUCUUCAGGCUAGUCUAGCACGUCCAAUGACCUGGAAGGCUCAUAAAGGGAAGCUGAAACCUUUCAACAGUCAGGCUGCAUUCAACAAAUCCAACACCAGCAGUGUCAAAACCCCUAACACACAAACACGGGAUGACAGAAGGAAAGAACAAACAGCCAAAAGAUCAAGUGCUAAAUUCCACACUGCCAUGGAAAGAAGAGGGAUCAAGUCAUAACUUUAUAAACAGGCGACAAAAUGUCCCCCUAGUCUCUGACAUUUUAUACAUCAAAUCAUCACUGAAUUCACCGGCAGGCUGUCUAAAAUUAAUUGUAUGUUAAACAUCAUCUGAAAAUUCAAAGCCUAUUAUUGGGAGAGGAAUUUCAAAGAAAUGAGUUUAUUCCCUUUGAAUAAAAAGCUAACAUACCGGUAUGCGAGUAUACCAUAUAAAAUUCUUAAAAGCCCCAAUGUGUCUUUUCCUAUGAAAUAUAUAUUAGUUGCUUAUAAAUCUAGCAAAGUAGAAUAUAUAUAUGUAUAUUUUUUAUAGAGAUAUGUUAAUUUUUUCUGU
Saccostrea cuccullata (small rock oyster) is the source of this 1843-nucleotide messenger RNA. Its product is annotated as nucleolar and spindle-associated protein 1-like. Gene Ontology annotation, molecular function: microtubule binding. Gene Ontology annotation, biological process: establishment of mitotic spindle localization; mitotic cytokinesis; mitotic chromosome condensation. Gene Ontology annotation, cellular component: mitotic spindle; nucleolus; microtubule. The transcript is spliced from 9 exons. The coding region runs from base 80 to 1513 and encodes 477 amino acids. Lineage: Eukaryota; Metazoa; Mollusca; Bivalvia; Ostreida; Ostreidae. The record is from RefSeq and is a predicted model, not a curated record.